AUGGAGAUUUUUAAUUUGUGCGCGCAACUAGCGGCACCAGCCACGUCUCCUUUUAUUCGCCAUGAACAGUUCAUCCCCUUCUCACGCGCGUGCACCUCCUCCUCCAUUCGCCCCGCUCCCCUCCCUCUCCACCGCGCCGCCGGCUCCUUCCCUUCUGCCCUGCUCUCCACCGCGCCGCCUCCUCCUCCCCUUCACCGUUCCCUCCAGCGGCAGGCACAGGGAGACGACGGCGGCGCUCGAUUUGAUCUGCCCCGCUCCCCUCCCUCUCCACUGCGCCUCGGCCUCGGCCGCCCCGUGCUCUGCCGGCGCCCGUCGGCCUCGAUCCGGCCUCGGCAGGAGAGCUCGCCCUCGAGACAGGAGGAGGGGAGCAGCAGGAUACAUGAGCAUGGCCUUAUUCUCGCGCUGCAGCCGCUGGCCUUGUCCUGCUCGAGGAGGAGGAGCAGCAGGAGGGGCGCACCCAGCCACCAAGGUAGCCGCCAUCGAGGGCUUCUUACACCUGAACCUCGACCUCCACGGCGCUGGCGUCCAGCCACUCGAGUUCAAGGGAAGGAGAGGAGGAUGACACCCAGACAUGGAGAGGAACAGCAGCAACUCAAGGAGCAGGCUGACACCCAUAGUUGUUUGUCAUCAAAUUCAGAAGAUACACAUCCUAAGAUUGAAGCAAUGCUACCUGAACCAAAGGGUUGUACGCCUACCAUUAUUAAUAUUCCAUACUAUUCGUGUUCUUCAGAUCCCAAUAAUUUAUUCGGUCUUGCUUUUGACAUAAAACACAAGUACAGGCAAAGAGAAGACGAGGCCGAACCCCAACACCGGAAGGUAUCUUGGCACCAAACCAUCAUGAGGAGAAGGGGAUGUGUUGAUGUACAUGAGAUAAGCAGCCCUGUUCAGAAGUGCUUUAUAGAGGUCUUGUAAGCUUUCUAAACAUACAUGUUGUUUCCGGUCUCUCUCGGCUUCCCCAAUACUAGAGGCAAUAAUAUGAUUUCUUUAUGUUGUUUGCCCAAAUUAAGAAGUGAACGUUUGCUGCAUAUUUGCUCGAUGUGUGUCCUGUAAACUCUAACCUUUCUAGGCGUACAUGUGCACGUGUAUUUGUUAGUUACUAAUAUGAAUUCUGGAUGUUGUUUGCCGAAAUUCAGAAUUGAACUUUUGCUGUAUAUUUGCUCACUGCGUGUCCUAUAAACUAUAAGCUUUCUGGGCGUGCAUGUACACGUGUAUUUGUUAGGUAAUAAUAUGAUUUCUUUAUGUUGUUUGCCAAAAUUCAGAACUAAACUUUUGUUGUAUAUUUGCUCGUUGUAUGUGCUGUAAACUGUAAGAUUGUAGGCGUACAUGUAUACAUGUAUUUGUUAAACUAACAACCUUAUGACUGCAAAUACCAUUUAAACAAACAACAGCCCCUUGUUCUAUGGAACACCUAUUUUCAUUGCCAAGCAAGCCCCUUUUUUUUUGCGGUUGCAGCCACCUGAUCACUAACCUGAAUGAGUAGACAUUAUUUAUGGACUUGCCUCCUUUCACGUCUCCACAGAUGCAUUUUUUUUCAAGCAGCCCUAAGGUAGCUUUUAAGAUUGUUCUUAAAAACCAGUACUAUUUUAGAUUAAAGGCCUCAGGGAUAGGCAAAAACUUUAAGAAAUCUCACCUAGACUUACUACAUCUUCUGCAUAUGAGUGUUUCUUCUGAUUUCAAGGAUUGGGAGGGGAAUGCAUUUUCCAGUGCCUCAAUUUUUGGUUACUUGUGGAGAGUAGAAGAAGAAUUUUGAGGAAGAGUGUGAUUAAGAAGCCCAAGGAUGGAUUUUCCGGCAGCGUGGAGAGCCCUAUAUAUUGAUGACCAGCUGCCUCAGAUUACUUGUGAGCAAUUCAUAUAUCAUGAGCUACCAUUUUGUUUUCUUCUAGACCAAGAUUGAUUAAUGUUAUUCAUCAUCAGUGUUUCAGUUUCAUUAGUCCUCACAUGAACAUGUUGAUUUCUAAUUUCUCUGCACAUAAAUAUGUAAGACAUAUUUGUACCUUUUCCCUGUAGGUAAGCAGAACAGGGCAGGGCUCACAUUCACUUUCUAACGUAAUGAGUGUGCUAUUACCUGUUGAUACUUGACAUUAGUGAUCAGCUUGACGCAAGCUUUUGUGUCGAUUACUUUCUGCCUUUUUUUGAUAACCAUUAUUAUUUUUUAAUUUUUUCUAUUGUGUUUUUUUGCUUCCUUUUUCUGUCAAACUCUCAUGUGGUACUGUUUGUCAAGCAUUGAUAUUGUUUUCACGUACAACUCAUUAUUUUUUGCUCAUUUAAUUAGAUGUUCAAAAAUAUGAUAAAUGUGGGGCCUUGGUGCUGGAUGAGACAGUGACUUGUACUACAGGAAGGAAAAGCAGGAAAAAAGAUUUGGAAUGUAUAGCAAAAUGAAGGACAACAAUAUCGAAACCUGGUCUACAGGAGCCAAACACACCUACGAUGAAGAGUUGUUUAGACGAUGAAAUCAUGGUCAAUAUUGAUGGAACAUGCAGUGAUGGCUCUACCUAAUAUCACCGCCUUCAUGUCUUUCCUACUGGCAGCAGAUACAAGACUCAGCCAGGGGUUAAGAGACCAGCUCUAUCUAUAUGAUGCAUCUCUGCUAAAAUAGUUUGCUUUAUAAAGGCAAUGUAAGCUAUCAUCAAGUGAUCUCAUAACUUUCUUUUGAGCUAUCAUGCUACCAUGUAAGGAAAUAUACUCCGUAUAACAUUGUGUACCUAAGUAUCUAUUAAAUUGGCUCUAAAUCACUCUCA
This is a messenger RNA of Triticum dicoccoides, 2738 nucleotides long. RefSeq lists its product as uncharacterized. Bases 1 to 912 code for a protein of 303 amino acids. The transcript has 7 exons. The record is from RefSeq and is a predicted model, not a curated record. NCBI's taxonomy places the organism in Eukaryota, Viridiplantae, Streptophyta, Magnoliopsida, Poales, Poaceae.